Nicotiana tabacum (common tobacco) is the source of this 2148-nucleotide messenger RNA. NCBI's taxonomy places the organism in Eukaryota, Viridiplantae, Streptophyta, Magnoliopsida, Solanales, Solanaceae. The record is from RefSeq and is a predicted model, not a curated record.
GUUUUGACAUGUCUAAUAAGGCAUCGCAUCUUCCAAUUGCAGCGUUUCUUCUNUCUUCAAACAAUUGACAUGAAUCAGGACAAUUACUUGGAGGAAGCUUUAAAGAUGCGUAACCUUCUUGAGGAGUUUAAUGAAGAUCACGGAGUGCGUCCACCUACAAUAUUGGGUGUUCGUGAGCAUAUCUUCACUGGAAGUGUUUCUUCGUUGGCUUGGUUUAUGUCUAAUCAAGAGACAAGUUUUGUCACCAUUGGUCAGAGAGUUCUUGCAAGGCCCUUGAAGGUCCGCUUCCACUAUGGACAUCCAGAUGUAUUUGACAGAAUUUUCCACAUCACUCGCGGUGGCAUUAGCAAAGCUUCAAGGGGUAUCAAUCUUAGUGAGGACAUAUUUGCAGGCUUCAACUCAACAUUGCGACGUGGAAAUGUUACUCACCAUGAAUACAUUCAAGUUGGAAAGGGACGAGAUGUUGGUCUUAACCAAAUCUCUCUCUUUGAGGCAAAAGUGGCAUGUGGUAAUGGAGAGCAGACCCUUAGCCGUGAUCUGUACAGAUUAGGGCAUCGCUUCGACUUUUUCCGUAUGCUGUCCUGUUAUUUCACAACUACUGGAUUUUAUAUCAGCUCAAUGCUGGUAGUCCUCACAGUUUAUGCAUUUUUAUAUGGUAAACUCUACCUUGCAUUGAGUGGACUGGAACAGUCCAUUGUCAAAGUUGCAAGAUCCAAGGGUGAUGAUGCUCUCAAAGCUGCAAUGGCCUCACAAUCUGUUGUUCAACUUGGUUUAUUAAUGGCCCUGCCAAUGGUUAUGGAGAUUGGGCUGGAAAGAGGCUUCAGAACUGCUGCAGGUGAUAUCAUCAUCAUGAACCUGCAGUUGGCUGCUGUCUUCUUUACAUUCUCUCUUGGAACAAAGCUCCAUUACUUUGGCCGCACAAUUUUACAUGGUGGAGCGAAAUACAGAGCAACUGGGCGUGGUUUUGUCGUGAGACACGAAAAGUUUGCUGAGAACUACAGAAUGUACUCAAGGAGCCAUUUCACCAAAGCACUGGAAAUUUUGAUUUUGCUCGUAGCUUAUCAAAUUUAUGGCACAGCUGUUACUGAUUCUGUAGCUUUCUUGCUUCUCAGUGGCUCAAUGUGGUUCCUUGUGGUUUCAUGGCUGUUUGCUCCUUUCCUCUUUAAUCCUUCAGGCUUUGAAUGGCAAAAGAUAGUGGAUGAUUGGGAGGAUUGGGCCAAGUGGAUCAGCAAUCAUGGAGGUAUUGGUGUUCCGGCAACCAAGAGUUGGGAGUCUUGGUGGGAUGAGGAACAAGAGCAUCUGCAGUAUUCUGGUUUGAUUGGCCGCUUCUGUGAAAUUCUUCUUGCUCUGCGCUUCUUACUUUUCCAAUAUGGAAUUGUUUAUCAGCUAAAUGUGGCCAAUAAUGAUAAGGGUAUCAUUGUUUAUGGUUUGUCCUGGUUGGUCAUUGUGUUCGUCAUGGUCGUUUUGAAGAUCGUGUCCAUGGGUAGGAAGAAGUUCAGUGCUGAUUUCCAGCUGAUGUUCAGGCUUCUGAAAUUGUUCCUGUUCAUUGGCUUCAUAGUCACACUUGUCGUGCUGUUCAAAUUCCUAAGUCUUACUGUUGGAGACAUUUUUGCCAGCUUAUUGGCCUUCUUGCCAACUGGAUGGGCUCUUCUUCAGAUAGCACAGGCAUGUAGGCCAGUAGUGAAGGGCAUAGGUAUGUGGGGAUCUGUGAAGGCUCUAGCCAGAGGAUAUGAGUACCUAAUGGGGCUCGUGAUCUUUGCACCUGUGGCUGUUCUUGCUUGGUUCCCAUUUGUCUCUGAGUUCCAGACAAGACUGCUUUUCAACCAGGCUUUCAGCAGAGGGCUUCAGAUUCAACGUAUUCUUGCUGGUGGGAAGAAGCACAAGUGAGCUUAAUUGUCAAUCACACACCAAACGUUCUGUAUCUUUGGCAAAGCAGAAGUAUGACUUCCACACCAUUGUUCAAAGUUCCACAUCAAGCCUUCUGCUCCCUGGUUCGGGACACAUUGUAGAGCAUAUUAGCAUAUUAUAGUUUCAGAAUACUACAGCACAAGAUGUAUACUCCUUUGUUAUAAAUGCAAAUAAUUGCUCAUAUAUGCAAUAUUUUUUUGGUUUAUAUUGAAGAUAAAUGAGAACUCAUGAGUUGUAAAU